UUCAGUUAUCGUAUCCCUUAACAGAGAUGAUGCUUCAGCAAUUGCCCCAAGAUACCCCUCCUGUCUAUGUCACAAAUGAUAGAUCAGUUCAGAACUUGAUAGAUUUUAGUAGUAGGAAUGUUGUUCGCCUUUGCGUCUCUACGCGAUGCAUGGAUGGACAGUCGGUUAAGGGAUGUGUUAAUGAUAUAAAUAACUCUUGUUCUAUUGCCGAUGGGGAGCCAACGGAUGAAUUUGGUGACGAUGUAGAUCCAGGUGCCGAUGAAGGUGUAGAAGAAUGUGAAGAAGCUCUCCAUGACACUACAGAUGAGAAGCCAAAAGAUGUUGAUGACAUGGAUUUCGAUUACAGUGAGUACGGGAAAUUUGAAGAUGACGAUGAAGAUGGAGAUCACCCGGAUGUAGAUGCUGAAGAAGGGAAACCGUUUGUUGGUGGUAUUCAUGGACAGUUAAAUAAUCCUUGGAUAGACCAACUGAAAGUAGGUCAAUGCUUUCCAUGCAAACAUAAUGUCAUAACAGAGGUGUGUUUGACCGCUAUUAUGCUAAAAUUCUCUUUCAAAAUUAAGAAGUCCACAAAGUCUCGGUUGGUGGCAAUAUGCUCUGUGCCAGGAUGCACGUGGAGGGUCAUGGCCACUGUGAAGAAUGAUCCAACCACUUUUUGGGUCACCAAAUAUCUGAACGUGCAUACAUGUGUUAUUGUGGACCGCAUAACUCACCGUAAGCGUUGCACCUCCAAAUAUAUUGGGAUGCUUUUUGUAGACCGGGUAGGAAUAGUAGAUGGUGUUGUCCCACAACAUAUCCAAGAUUCAAUAAGGACAAUGUUCGGCAUGACAUUACAUUACACAACUUCGUACAGGGCUUGGAAUAUGUGAGAGGAAACGCCAAAUCUGGAUAUGUGAAGUUGCCUUAUUGUCUUAGAAAAAUAGAGCAGUCAAACCCGGGAAGUGUCGUUGACCUUGUUGUUGAUGACGAGCAUAGGUUUAAGUACUUUUUCCUAUCUUUCGAUGCUUCAAUCCGUGGUUUCAAUUACGUGAGGCAAGUUAUUGUGGUUGAUGGGACCCAUCUCACUGGAAAGUAUGAAGGUGUAUUGCUAGUCGCUUGCGCACAGGAUGGUAACUUUCAGAUAUUUCCGUUGGCUUUUGGAAUUGUCGACUCAGAGUGUGAUGCUUCAUGGGAUUGGUUUUUCACCAAAUUAAGUGAGUGUAUUUCGGAUGAAUAUCCACUAGUAGUAGUUUCGGAUAGGUGCAGUUCAAUAGCUAAAGCAUGUCGCAAUGUUAUGCCAUGGGCAACACGAGGGAUAUGUUACUACCAUCUCCAACAAAACAUAAUUUCUAAUUUUCGUGGGAAGCAACUGAUGUACUUGGUGAAAGGGGCAGCAUAUGCGCAUACGUAUGAUGAUUACAACCGCUACAUGGCUUCCCUUACUAACGUAAAUCUGGCCCUUGCAGCAUACUUGAAUGAGGCAGAUCCAGCUUUAUGGUCUCGGGUUUACUGUCCAGGAGAUAGAUACAACAUCAAGACUAGCAACAUUACGGAAUCUAUCAACUUCAUGCUAAAGAAAGCCAAAGGUUAUCCCAUCACAUAUCUCAUUGAGUUUAUUACAAAAAGUUAGGUAGGUGGUAUUGGAAAAGACGAGAGGAUGCAAUUAGUCUGACAACCACUUUUAGCCGGGGUGUUGAGUUCUUAUUGGCCGUAAGGGAGCAUUACGCAGAUAUGAUGACGGUAAAACGCAUUGAUGGCUGGCGUUUCUACGUUAGGGGUGGGCAACGUGACUGUUUGGUUGACUUGGAAGCAAAAUCUUGUUCAUGCGGGGUGUUUGAUGUUGAGAAAAUGCCAUGUUCACAUGCAAUUAAGGCUGUCAAGUCAAGCGGAUGGCAUAUGUCUAUCGUAGUUGAAGCUUACUAUAGAAAAGAUUAUGUCUAUGCGUCGUACGCGGCUACCAUCAUGCCCAAUGUCGAGCACGAUCCAAUUGGGCCAGAUAUCCGAUGUAUACCUCCCAUACCGAAGCGGAAGCCUGGAAGGCAAAAGAAGUCUCGUUGGCUAACAUGGCUAGAACUGUCACGUAAAAAUGGGAGCAAGCCGAGGAAGUCUCAUAAGCAAUAUGCUUGUUCAAAAUGCAGACAGCCUGGACAUACUCGACCUCAUUGUGUUGCUGAACACGACGAGUAGAAGUUAACUUCAUCGUGAAGUCAUCUAGAGUUUCCCUAGCUAUAAUUUGUCUCUGUAAUUUUCUGGGAUUAUCCCACGUGUUCAAGUCGACAUUAUUAAAGACUAGUACGUAACUAUCAUUUACUCGUAAGACCAUUUUAUGAUACUCCUCUUCUUGAACAACCACAAUCAGCUAGAGAAUGAUGAGCCAAAUUUCGGGGUCAGUUUCUGAUACAAAUUCGCAUAUACAUUCAAUGUACCCUUUCGAUAUCUCUGCAUUCGUUGUACCCUUUCGCUAUCUCUACAUUCGUUGUACCCUUUCGAUAUCUUUACAUUCGUUGUAACCUUUCGAUUUCUCUACAUUCAUUGUAUCGUUGCCGUCUCAAUUUCACCUAUAAAUAUUCUCUCAAUUUACACUCAAUCUAUUACAUCUCCUUCUUCGAUAACAAGAGAAUAAGUUGGUUACGAGCUAUGGCCGGAGAGGUUCCAGUAAGCGUAAGUGAAGCAGUUCCGAUUUCCAGUGGGAAGAGGAAGUAAUAGAUGCCAUGAAAGACGCUUUUGAGAGGACGAGAGUCGUGGUUGAAGAAGAGACGAAGGACCGCUUUAAAGCCAUUUUUAGUAUGAUGAGAUAUCACAUGAAGAAGAAGGAAGAGGCUACUGCCCUUGUGUAUCAAGUGGAUCUGAUCGACGCUCAACUAUCCCAACUGAAUCAAUUAUUGGGUCAACAACUUGUCGACUUUGUGGCAGAGCACAAGACUUGCAGAAGCUGAUGUCAAACAGUGUGUGCUUUAGUACGAGUCUUAAUCUAGUUAGAUGUAAUAUUAAUAUGACAUACAAUUUUUAAUGAUAGGUAAAAAGUUCACAUCAAA
Camelina sativa (false flax) is the source of this 3011-nucleotide messenger RNA. The record is from RefSeq and is a predicted model, not a curated record. Lineage: Eukaryota; Viridiplantae; Streptophyta; Magnoliopsida; Brassicales; Brassicaceae.